Molecule: messenger RNA, 2014 nt
Organism: Ochotona princeps (American pika)
Lineage: Eukaryota; Metazoa; Chordata; Mammalia; Lagomorpha; Ochotonidae
Gene: MIGA2
Product: mitoguardin 2
Exons: 16
Coding region: 230-1990 (586 amino acids)
Biological process (GO): mitochondrial fusion
Source: RefSeq, a predicted model, not a curated record
ACGCCUCCCGGCGGCUGCGCGGUUGGCUGCGCGGAGGCCGGGGAAGGAGACGCUGCCCUUCCGCGGCGAUGGGAUCCCGGCUCUGUGGGGGGAUCUUCUGGGAUGCGUGUUCCUAUGGUGCCAGGGCGUGGCCAGUGCCCGAGACCCAGCCAGCAGCCAGGUGAAGGCCGGCUUCUUGGACCAGCUCUCGACUCUCCCGGCUCUCGUCUCCGGGGGUGCUGGGCCUGCCAUGGCGUUCCGGCGGACGGAAGGCAUGUCUGUGAUCCAGGCCCUCGCCAUGACCGUGGCUGAGAUCCCCGUGUUCCUGUACACGACGUUUGGACAGUCAGCAUUCUCACAGCUGCGGUUGACACCUGGCCUGCGGAAGGUCCUCUUUGCUACUGCCCUCGGGACCGUGGCCUUGGCCCUGGCCGCCCACCAGCUGAAGAGGCGCGGGAGGCGGAAGAAGCAAGUGGGCCCUGAGCUGGGCACAGUGCCCCUGCCCAUCCUCAUGGCCAGGAAGAUGCCCUCAGUGAAGAAAGGCUACUCCAGCCGCAGGGUGCAGAGCCCGGGCAGCAAGAGCAAUGACACCCUCAGUGGCAUCUCCUCCAUCGAGCCGAGCAAGCGCUCCGGCUCCUCCCACAGCCUGGCCUCGAUGGCGGCAGCGAACUCCUCCAGCCCCACAUGUUUGGGGUCAUGGGACGCCCGAGGGAUGGAGGAGUCUAUAACUACCAGCGAUGGCCACGCUGAGAGCCUCUACAUGCAAGGCAUGGAGCUAUUUGAGGAGGCCCUGCAGAAGUGGGAACAGGCUCUGAGCGUGGGCCAGAAGGGGGACGGGGGCAGCACCCCCACGCCUGGGGACAGCCGGUGGGACCCUGAGACUGCGUCAGCGGCCCUGUCUGAGCCCGAGUCACAGCGCCGGGAGUUUGCUGAGAAGCUCGAGGCCCUGCUGCACCGCGCUUACCACCUGCAGGAGGAGUUCGGCUCUACCUUCCCCUCGGACAGCAUGCUGCUGGACCUUGAGAGGACGCUCAUGCUGCCCCUGACCGAGGGUUCGCUGCGACUGCGGGCGGACGACGAGAACAGCCUGACCUCGGAGGACUCCUUCUUCUCUGCCACUGAGCUCUUUGAGUCCCUGCAGGUUGGAGACUGCCCAGUCCCGCUGUCCAGGCCCGCAGCCGCCUAUGAGGAAGCCCUGCAGCUGGUGAAGGAGGGGAAGGUGCCCUGCCGGACCCUCAGAACAGAGCUGCUGGGCUGCUAUGGUGACCAAGACUUUCUUGCCAAGCUGCACUGCGUGCGGCAAGCCUUUGAGGGCCUUCUGGAGGAGAAGCAGAACCAGCUGUUCUUUGGGGAGGUUGGCCGGCAGAUGGUGGCGGGCCUGAUGACCAAGGCUGAAAAGAGCCCCAAAGGCUUCUUGGAAAGCUAUGAGGAGCUGCUGAGCUACGCCCUGCGGCCCGAGACCUGGGCCACCACCCGGCUAGAGCUGGAGGGCCGUGGGGUGGUAUGCAUGAGCUUCUUCGACAUCGUGCUCGACUUCAUCCUCAUGGAUGCCUUCGAGGACCUGGAGAGCCCCCCGUCCUCCGUGCUGGCUGUCCUGAGGAAUCGCUGGCUAUCGGACAGCUUCAAGGAGACGGCCCUAGCCACCGCGUGCUGGUCAGUCCUGAAAGCCAAGAGGAGGCUGCUGAUGGUGCCCGACGGCUUCAUCUCUCAUUUCUACUCCGUAUCGGAGCACGUUAGCCCUGUCCUGGCCUUCGGCUUCCUCGGCCCCAAGCCCCAGCUCACCGAGGUCUGUGCUUUCUUCAAGCACCAGAUCGUGCAGUACUUGCGUGACAUGUUCGACCUGGACAACGUGCGCUACACGUCGGUGUCGGCUCUAGCUGACGACAUCCUGCAGCUGUCCCGGCGCCGCAGCGAGAUCCUACUGGGAUACCUGGGUGCGCCAGGGGCCAGCAGUGUCGACUUAAAUGGGGCACUGCCCCAGGAGAACGGGCCCCUCGGGGGGGUGCAGUAGCAGGCCCAGGUGCCCGUGAGAGGC